Messenger RNA from Athene cunicularia (burrowing owl), 6677 nucleotides. RefSeq names its product SPARC like 1 (gene SPARCL1). Gene Ontology annotation, molecular function: calcium ion binding; extracellular matrix binding; collagen binding. Lineage: Eukaryota; Metazoa; Chordata; Aves; Strigiformes; Strigidae. Bases 746 to 2794 code for a protein of 682 amino acids. Gene Ontology annotation, biological process: anatomical structure development. The transcript has 12 exons. The record is from RefSeq and is a predicted model, not a curated record.
UCUUCAACUGAUCCUAUUUUUUACAUCUUUAAUUUAGAGCUUUGCUCUUCACUCCUCCACCUUUUUCCUUUUUACAGGCUUACAUGUGCCUGUACGUAUAUUGAGACAACACUGAAAACUUUAGCAAGGACUGGCAUCCUCUAUGCUUCACUUUCCCCAGGCCCACAAUGUGAUUUCCCCAGCUGAUCCCUUAGUUCAGCUCUUCUGGGGCCAGCCAAUGUGGCACAAACUAUUGCACCCGCUCUCUGGCUCCCCUCCUCACAAAAGACUAAAUAUGUUCUUCCCACACAAUGGUUGAACUCCACUGGCCCAGAGCCUGUGAACACUGAAUGGUCUUUCUGAUUCAAUUAAUUCAGCAGAAUUACACCAGCCCAUUACCCCCCGCCUCAUCCCAUGGAAGCUUAAGAGAUUGUUUCCUUUAGUUUUACCAAGACCCAUAGAGCAUCAUCUUCCUUCACUGAAGCUUACAGCAAAACAAACUUGCUGAGAGAGUCCAUAUCAGACACCAAAAUAUAUCACAGGAAAAGCAGCAAGAUUUUGCAAGGCUCAAGGAUUUCCAGUUCAUCAGUGGCUAACCAAGAAGGAGCAUCUCUUCUACUAUUAUGUGAUACAGCUACAUCUGUAGAAGCUUCCAGUUAAUGUGCACUGCAAUAGUGAGAAAAUUUGCUGGUGACAUCCGAGAAAGGAAACCUCUAAGCCCUACCACUGUACCAUUAACUAUUGUCCUCUACAAGAUCUGAAAAGUAUGAAGGCUGUAGCUCUCUUCAUUUGUCUUGUAGGAUCAGCUUUUGCUAUUCCAACCCAUCCCUUAAAUUACAACCUCGGAACCCAUGGACAGAAAACUCCAGAAAAGACUGAAGAUAUUCAUCCUGAAGCCCCAAAGGAAGAGAACGCAGGGUAUGUAGACAAGGGUGAUUUGCUGCCCAGUCACAAAAACCUAAAACCAGAGGUAUCAGUACCAGACACUGAGCACAGGGAUGAGCCCCAGACCACUAGAAAACAAGGAAGAACUGGUAGUGAGCAUCAAGUGAAAAAUAGCCUAAAAAGCAUCAAUUUCCUUGUGCUGCACAACAAACCAGGUUUGGCUUCUGAUAACCAGGACAGUGACUCUGGAAGCAGCAGCAGAGAACAGUCCAGCUCUGAGCAUUACCACUUCAGAAGACAUGAGAAACACAGCAAUACAGCUAAUCAACAUGUUCUGGGCAACACAGAAAAUCCCAUGGAUGCUCUCAGUCUCCAUCAUGAGCAUAACAUGUGGAAAUACAAUAAAAAUACAGCUGGCCUAUCUGAGAAAAACAGUGAAAGUGAUGAAGAAAGUGUGGAAGAAGAGAAUGAGGAAUGGGAUAAAGCAACUGAUUACAGAGAAAUGAAGCACAAAGGCCACCAGACAAAUCAAAGCAACCAAUACGAAAGACAGCAAAAUGAAAACAGUAUGCAAUCUGAUGAAAUCCCGAGAGAUUCCAGUCAGCCAAGCUGGAUAACCAAGAGACAUGGUCAAAAAUUUAACCUAGAGGAAGAAGGGAGGGAGAACAACCAGAAGCACUAUAAAGAAGAAAUCCCCCUCUCUCAAAAAACCCAUAAUGAAGAUCAGGAUGACAAGUGGCAAAGCCGAGAGAGGAAAGACAACAUUCAAGUAAGCUAUCAGAGUGAUCAUGACACAGUGGUGAAAAGGCGAGAUAGAGAGGACAGUAACGUUGAUGAGGAUGGUCAUGACAGUGGUGAUGCUGACAGCGAAGAUGAUCUCAGCAAUAUCUGGAAAGAAGCUGCCUAUGAGAAAGAGGAGAGAAUCCAGAGCAACGACCAGGAGAGCACCAGUACUGAGCACGAAGGGGAAGCAACCCCUGAAGAUGACACUGCAGUUCGUGGAGAGACCAAGUAUUACCAAGAUGUCAAAAUUAAAGACCUUAUUCACACUGAACAAGAUGAUUAUGAUCAUGAGCCACCUAAUUCUGACAGCAAGCAACAACUGGAAAUGAGUAGCUCUGUUCAGAGCAUGAAUUCAAUGGAAAGUAAAGAUAAGGUUAAGACUACAGGCAGUUCCUAUGGCAAGAUGGAAAGUGCAAUCAACAGGAGUGAGAAGGCUCUCCUGGACCCAUGUAGGAACUUCCACUGCAAAAGAGGUAAAGUCUGCCAUGCAGACAAACAAGGGAAACCCAGCUGUAUUUGCCAAGAUCCUGCUGCUUGCCCUCCUACUAAAGACUAUGAGCAUGUCUGUGGUACAGAUAAUAAGACUUAUGAUGGUACAUGUCAACUCUUCGGCACCAAAUGUCAACUUGAAGGGACAAAAAUUGGACGCCAGCUGCACCUAGACUAUAUGGGCUCCUGCAAAUACAUCCCCCACUGUACUGAUUAUGAAGUGGAUCAGUUCCCCCUCCGGAUGCGAGACUGGCUCAAAAACAUCCUUAUGCAGUAUUAUGAACGUGAUCUGGAUACUUCUGGUUUUCUAACUGAAAAGCAAAGGAGCAAGGUCAAAAAAAUCUACCAGAAUGACAAGCGUCUCAUGGCUGGCGACCACGCAGUUGAGCUGCUCCUGCAUGACUUUGAGAAAAAUUAUAACAUGUAUGUGUACCCUGUGCACUGGCAGUUUCAUCAGCUUGAUCAGCACCCUGUUAACAGAUUAUUAACACACUCUGAGCUUGCGCCGUUGAGAGCCUCCCUUGUUCCCAUGGAACACUGCAUAACCCGUUUCUUCCAAGAGUGUGAUGGAGACCAAGACAAACUCAUUGCUUUGAAGGAAUGGUGCCACUGCUUUGGGAUUAAGGAAGAAGACGUAAAUGAAAAUCUCCUGUUCUGAGCCUGGCUGAACAGAAUCCCAGUGCUGCAUUGAAACUGGUGAAAUACGUGAAUCCCGUUUAUUUCUGUAAUUAACAGCUUCAUAGUUUUCAGGACAAAGGUGGCAUAAGGUUCACUGCAUUCUUACCAAAUAACAAGUACAGAAAAGUUCUACAUUUGUUAACAGCAGAAAAAUUUAAUUACUCCAAGCGGUUCAUACCUAAACAACCAGUAUUUUCCCAUACAUGUAUACAUGACCUCUCUGAAUCAAUAAAUAGUACUAACCUGAUGACUGAGCUGUGCAUGAAACUCUUCAGUAGGAUAGUAGGAUGUGAAUUUUACCAUACACUGAAGAAAAUUAUCUUGAAAUAGGACUUGUUUACUUACUGUAUUGUCAGUUUAACAUUCUGUAUAGAAGCCUCAAAUAAAAUAAAAGUCUACCUAGAUGUAUGGGGUUUGUCAGAACUCUGUCAAAGAAAAGGUGGCAAGGCAAUGGUUCAAUGGAAAUCUCAUUGUACAUUUAAGGGAGAAGAAACUAGCUUAUAGAUCAUAUAAGCCAGUCAUUAAACCAUAAUUCCUAGAGUGCAUGAAAAAAAAUCAGCACUUUUCAGAUACUUCUUCCCCUACCUCUUGAAAUACAACAGUAAAAUAGUACCAAGGCCACAGUUCUGCUGACAAACUGUGUAAUGAGCUAAUUGCAUGAGCAUGGUAGGUGUGGAUGUGUGUCAAAAGUCUGAUUAGAAACAGGUCACAAGGAGCAGAGGCUAUCACAGCUCCAACACCUCCUUAUUCUCCUUAGCAGGCACAUUGUUCCUUCCUCCCACAGAAGCACCAACUACUACUACCACUUUUCCCAAGAAAGAAAUGCUAACUGUUUCUUUCACCAUCUUCCAACUUUUGCUUCCCUGAAGACAGGCACAAUUUAGGCAUAAAAAAAACCCUCAGAUAAAAUGAGAUUAUAUCUGAAUCCCAUUAACUUUGCAAUUUUAAACCAAGCACUUUACCAAAAGCCAGGCAUGCUCUGCUAUAAACAAGAAGCCCCAAAUGCUAUUCCUACAAAGGAAGAUCAGAAAACACAUUUCCAAUGGAGAAAAAAAAAAAAAAAAAAAAGGAUUCAGAAAUGUUGUUUUGGUAACUCAAAUAGUGGAAGUCCACUCACCCCUCAUUAAUUUGCUCCUCAGUCCAGCUCCAGCCUGAUGCCCUGGGAGACAAUGAAUCAAGCCACAGUUAUUUUCAACACAGGAGUUUCUUAUACAAAAGAUUCUUUCCCAUCAAAACCAGUUUCACCAAUAGUUUCUCCUGUCAUCCUGACUUGUCACCCACUUCACAUUCUGUAACAUCACACGGCAGUGUAUAGAAAUCAACAAAAGCAUAUUCUCCACAUUAAUUCCAUUUGAAAAAGAUCCUUUCUCUGGGACUUCAAAUGUCUCAGAGAAAAAGUAAUUUUGACAGCAUUUUUUCUGCCUGAUUGAAGCCUAUUGCUUAUUUGCUCUUUCUACAGCAAAGAGUCAGCCACCUUAAAACAAUCAAAUACAGUUCACACAAGGACAACUCGUAAACAACUGACAUUCUCCACUGAGACCAAUAGUCACCAUUGCUCCACUCAAACCAUGUACUAGAAAAAGAUAAAAUAAAAUUGAAUUUAUCAGGGGAAACAGGGAAGAUUUUCCUUUGAACAAUCCAAGUUCUGACAGGGUAAACAAUGACAGAUGAUUACAGAUGUAGAUAUAUGAAGCACAUAACAUAUUAAGGGCAGAUCAGCAUCCCACCUGUUUGGAAAUUCUCAAUGAUGCUGCCACUUCCACUUUCCCACUACAAAACACAGAAAAGGAGCAUUUGCUAAUGUAUGCAGAGAUAGCUGCUACGGUCACAGUACGAGAAAAAUUUUCACCCAAGUUCACAAGUGGGCAAGUACCACCAAUAUUUAAUCUACAAAUUACAAGAACAUUAAGAGUAAGGGCGAUAAAUGAAAGCUAGUUUCCCAACCAGUACUUUAACUAUAUUGUUACUAUUCUACAUUAACUUAUAAACACUUUAUUAUUUCUUCAUUUUGUGAAGUAGGUAUGAUAAAGGCAGUGAUAAUUUUUUUGACCUUCUGUAGACUUGUUUCCAUUUAGUUUUAAUGAACCUAAAUUAAACGUCUGUUUAGUUAUAAGUAUUUUCCCUUUCCACAAGGGAGAAUCAAAGGUGAGAUCACAUUCCUACCAAGACUCAGGCACCGUUUGAGACACAUACAGACACACACCCAUGUUGACAUACGUAUGCACAUAUGGAGAGCACACUCACAAAUGCACUCACUGCUCUCUCAAACCACGGCACAAUCUUAUGCACUGCAUGCAGCUGGUUAUAACACAAACAGGACUAAAAUUAUCUGGCCUACUGACUAUUUCAGCUAAAACAGCAGGUUAGUGUUAAGGGAGAAGAAAAGCAGAUGGGGAUAGAUGUUUUUAGACAUGUCCAUUAAGGGCUAUCAAAGUCCAGGAUGCAGCCACAACUUUCAACCCUAAUGAAAGGCUAACAACACAUGGGAUAUUCCAGGAGACACAUCAACCUGCACUUCCUCUCUCCUCUUAUUCUAAGCCAAAGCACUCAUUCCUACAGAUGUAACACUUGAAUCCUUCCCUCUGAUCCAGGACAACCACUGCUAAAUCCUCUGGAGAUCCAAGUCUGGCCUCAGGAUCUAGAAUCAUGUGUCAGGGCAAGUGUCUAUCAGCUACAUGCACUAAUCCUGGCGACAAUAAAUUCAACAGAAAGGGCUUGCUCUCAUCCAUUUAGGUCUCACUUGCUCUGAGGUAGGACAUUCAGCUCUCAAGGCAAUCAUGAGCUCCUCCUCCAUUAAAUGUGGCUUCUUUGGGUCAUUGCAAGUAGAGCUUUCCAGACAACACAAACAGGCUUCAAAACAGAAAAAAAAAAGUUAAGCUGUAUUUUGUUAGUUUAAGCUUAAUAACAGACCAUAAAUACCACAAACAACACUACCUCUGUCCAGUUUCCACCAACUGACACCAAACAGCAGUUAACUCACAAAAUCUUUCCUCCAAAAUUUAGUGAAAUUACUCAGUUAAGUGGGCUCCCUCUGUGCAAAGAGGUGCAAGGAUGCCAUCCAAUAUUAACAAACCAGAAAGAAAUAGCUGCCAAAGGUAAGCUGGCUUGUCUCUUAAAAGAAACUUAGCAAUCUAAAUUUCAUUUUCAAAGCAGCUCAGUCUCCUUAUCAGUGCUGUACGGACACCAGAUGUGUUUGCAUUCAUUUCUAGUCCUCCUGGUUGGUCACAUGGAAGACUCCAAAGAAAGGAGCACAGGUGAUCCUGUGGAUUCUGGCUCAUGCCAACAGGGGUGGGGUUGCACUUUUACACUUGUAGUAGACACUGAUCAGCUCUGCAUGAAUGCUUCCCCAAAAAAAACAUCCUUACACUAUAAACUCUGGAUUACAUGUUCUUCCUCUCAAUAAUGGCCUUGCACACACUCUACAAUAGAACCAAUUAGCAUUUCAGCAAAUUUCCCAAAUAUAUCUGAAGCGUAUUUCCAUGUUUAUCUGGUUUUGAUUUUGGGGGGUUUUUUGUUGGGAUUCUUUUGGGGUUUUUUUGGGUAGUUGUUUGUUUUAUUGUGGUUUGUUUGUUUGUUAACACAGCCCCUCUUAAUAGUUAUUUUCACCGAGGAUGUGGACAAUCUUUCCAACUAGUCAACAAAUAACUGAAAACAAGCAUGCCAGUGUAGAAAAUCCCAGGAAAAGCAUGUUUUCUUCUUUUGCUGUUUCAUGCCUAUGCUUUAUGAUGACCAGUAUCUACUCUACUGCUCCCACAACAGGCAAACAGGAUGCUUUGUAACAAAUUUACAGUUCACCUUGCAUCCUUAUGCUGCAAGUGCAUGUGUGAUCCAACGAGGACUUUAUGCCCUCAGACAUAUCCCCA